AUGCAGGCAGAUACAAAAUGUGCAAUAUGCUUGGACUACAUGAGAGAGCCUGCCACCAUUGAGUGUGGGCAUAACUUCUGCCAGCCCUGCCUCCAACAGUACUGGCAUGAAGAUCUGGACAAAUUCACUUGCCCUGUCUGCAGACACACUUGUCAACAGAGGCACUGGACUGCCAACAGCCAGCUGGCAAGGAUCAUUGAAAUCACCCAGCUCCUCCCCAGCAGGAGUGAGGAAGUGCAGCAGCAGGAGACAAGGUUGUGUGAGAGGCACAACCAGGUGCUGAGCCUCUUCUGUGAGGAGGACCUGGAGGUGCUGUGUCCUGGCUGUGUUCAGCCCCCUGACCACCAGCACCACCACGUGAGGUCCAUGGAGGAGGCUGCUUCUCACUACAGACAGAUGAUCAAUGUUCACACCAGCACCCUGAUAAGCUGUUCAGAAUUUCAGCAAGAUACAGACAGACAAAUCAAAAAUCUGCAGAAAAAGAAAGAUUGGCUGAGCAAACAGAGGUUGAAGUUCAUCAAUGAACUCGUGUCAGAAAGAACUGUGAAGGCAGAUCUGCAUAUGCUGACUGGGGUUGGAAAGGUCUAUGGCAGAUGUGAGAGCGUGGAGAUCCCAACUGUGUGCUCCGUUGACCUAAAGAGGGAGGGAUGGAGUCUCCCUCCACUGAAUUCAGACCUGCAGGUGAUUAGACACAUAUUCAGAGAAGAUGUGACUCUGGAUCCACACACUGCACAUCCUCAUCUCCAUGUGUCCAAGAACAAGAGAUCUGUGACCUAUAUGGAGGAAAGUAGGAAUGUUCUUCAAAGACAACAGAAAAUUCCACUUGUUCUUGAAGUCCUGGGUUCUGAAGAGUUCUGUGUCGGCCGCCAUUACUGGGAGGUGCAGGUAGAGGACAAGCCUAGCUGGGCCAUAGGGAUGUGUAUCCACUCCCCAUCAGGCAGGUUGCAGCAGCUCCCCCUCUUUCAGAACAGGUGCUGGACCAUUCAACUGCAGGAUGGAGACUAUGUGGCAAGAGGUGCAAAGCUCGUUCCUCUGGCCUUGAAGACCAAGCCCAGAGGCAUUGGAGUUUACCUGGACUAUGAGCUGGGUCAGAUUUCCUUUUACAAUUUGAAUGACAGUUCCCACAUCCAUUCUUUCCGUGAGACACUUUCUCAUCCACUGAAGCCCUAUUUCUGUUUGGGAAAAGAUUCUAAACCUCUUAGCAUCUGUGCUCAAGAUGGCUAUGAAGGAUGA
This is a messenger RNA of Erinaceus europaeus (western European hedgehog), 1233 nucleotides long. Its product is annotated as tripartite motif-containing protein 75-like. Gene Ontology annotation, molecular function: zinc ion binding; protein binding. The transcript is spliced from 2 exons. NCBI's taxonomy places the organism in Eukaryota, Metazoa, Chordata, Mammalia, Eulipotyphla, Erinaceidae. Bases 1 to 1233 code for a protein of 410 amino acids. The record is from RefSeq and is a predicted model, not a curated record.